Messenger RNA from Theobroma umbraticum, 1201 nucleotides. RefSeq names its product protein MODIFYING WALL LIGNIN-1-like. NCBI's taxonomy places the organism in Eukaryota, Viridiplantae, Streptophyta, Magnoliopsida, Malvales, Malvaceae. The record is from RefSeq and is a predicted model, not a curated record.
AUCUCUCCUUCGAAGCGAUGAAAGAAUUGUUUGGAAGAAAAGCUCAACCACCGCUAAGGAAGAAAACCAAGGGACAGAAAGAGGAGGAUCGCCACCUACAGUUCUUUUCGUCUGUCUAUCCCUUGAGUAAGCCCCAAGCCUCCUUCUUCCUUCUUCUUGCCUCCACUUGAAUUCGCUUGUCCUUUCAAGCCAUGGGAAAACACCGAGUUGGUUUCGUGUUGAUCUUCUCUGCCAUUGCCUCCCUCGGCCUUGUCUCCUUCGCCUCUUGUCUUGUUGCAGAGGGUAAGAGAACCAAGAAGGGUGAUCUCAAGUUGGAUGGAAAGCUGUGUUUCUUGCCUGCCAGUCGUGCCUUCGGAUUUGGAGUUGCAGCACUGAUCUGUCUCUCAAUUGCUCAAAUUAUAGGCAACGUAGCAAUCUGGGCGAAUUGCUGGUGGAGACGAAAGGCGAGAAAGGCUAAGAAACCAUUCCUUACUGCAAUUCUCCUGGCUAUUUCCUGGAUCAGCUUUGGAGUUGCAGUCAUCUUAUUAAGUGCGGCCAUGAGUAUGAGCCGAACACAACCCUACAGAGAAGGAUGGUUCGAAGGUGAAUGCUACCUAGUUAGAGAUGGAGUGUUCAUAAGUUCCGGGGUAUUAAGCCUGGCUGCCCUUUUCUCGUUGCUCGGCGCAGCCGCCAUGAUGAUUACGGUGGAUCAGGUUGAUCAAGGCCAGAAAGUGUAUGCACAGAACGUCGACAAUAAAAGCAGUGAUAGGAUUGCAAUGUUUGGGGAAUCAGAGGCGGCUUAGUUUCAAGAAACAGGAUGGUUUUAUAAAUUUUCAAAGAAAAAGAACCAAGUCUUCCACUGAAGACCGCAACUGACAACAGCCGAAACAUUGCAGAAGCCAAAAGGCCCAACGGGAGGCUUGAAAAGCAAUACUGGAAACUCUUCUACAUCUUGAUAUUGAUAUUAGGAACACAUGGAACAAGGGACAGUGAGCAAGGGCCCAAAGGGGAUGCCCCACGAUUCACUUGACUUCCACGGUCCCGCUUCCCCCUUCCUAAAGUCAGAAAAGAUAAUUAACUUCAACAAAAAAAUGAGAGAGAUGGUUUUCUUCUUUUGUAUAUAUUCCCAUAAAGUUAGUUGAUGAUGUGGAUAGGCUCUCCACCAUUAAAACAAAAUCAAUACUAAAUUCAAUUUAUUUGAUACCUUAACAAACGUAUUCCC